Molecule: messenger RNA, 1230 nt
Organism: Babesia ovata
Lineage: Eukaryota; Apicomplexa; Aconoidasida; Piroplasmida; Babesiidae
Product: TAP42 family protein
Exons: 3
Coding region: 1-1230 (409 amino acids)
Biological process (GO): regulation of dephosphorylation; regulation of signal transduction
Cellular component (GO): cytosol
Molecular function (GO): protein phosphatase 2A binding
Source: RefSeq, a predicted model, not a curated record
AUGGAGGGAUACGCUGAUAAGUCUGAAAUGGACGCUCUUAACGACCUGUUUGCCAAGGCGUUUGCUCAAUAUUUUAUGAUGUUAUGGUGUCAUCGGGGCUACGAGACAUUCUCCCCGUUCCCAAAGGAACUGGAAGCCGUGGUCUCUUUCUGGCCGAACAACAUACCGUCUCAACACGAGGAACCAGCCGAGCAGGAAACAAUUUCCAAGGAUGGGAGCAACCCACCGGGUCAGGCUACCCGGGAUGGUGACCGUCUCCGGAAGCUCAAGGCGCUAAAAGAUCUUGAGUAUGCAUUUCAGUUGAUGAUGGUGGGCUGCCACGAAAUGAAUCUUUUCUCGUCUAACGAGGAAAUAGCCGAUGUGCAUACCGAGGACCUAAAGUUUCUGAUGUUGCCUUACCUGGCGGCGCAUGUGGGCAUUGAAAAGCCUGACAUCAAACAGCGCUUGAAUGUGCUCAAGCGGUGCGUCGUGUAUUUGACGGAGUUCAUCAACACUCUAAUCCGCAUGAAUAUCAUGCACCAGCGUGAACUGGUGUACUGGGAGCGGAAUUUGGGAGACAUUGCCGAUGAGCGACGUACCUUCAGAAUCAAUUCCACGAAAUAUUCCAUAGAGAUUCUGGCGAAAUUGCGUCCAGCAUUCAACACUGCGGAAGGGAUCGCCACUUUUAUCAAGAGCGCCAAUGCCAAUCAUUCUGACGAGGCUACAGUGCGGGCCAGGAUUCUGGAUCUCUUGCACCUAUUUUCCUUCGAGGCCAUAAAUCUCUACGACAUGAUUAAAAUGGAAAUCCCGCUGCUGGAACGUCAUCUACGCGAAUCUAGCAAUCCAGAAUUAAAUGCCAGUCGGGAAGAUGGGCGGAUGGAACCGCCGCGCUCCAAACCGUGGGUCGUUAAAGUAGACGGAGUCUCCAAAUUGGACCCCACCACGGCUCACUUCUUGUACAAGAAGCUUAUCUUCGUACCAGGCCACAAUUUGCCCAACAUAUCCCUGGAAGAGUGCGCUCGCAUCGAGAUGGACAUGGACGUGAACACCAUUGGCGUCAGGGGAGCAAAGGAGAACAAGAAAAAGGAAGACAGCGCCGAAGAGGACGAUGGAUGUAAAAGCGGCAGCGAAUCUAGCAGUAGCAGCGAUUCCGAUGAGGACAGCGACGACACCAAGGAGAAGGCGACUUGGGACGACUGGAAGGACGACCACCCCAGGGGGAGCGGAAAUAAAAACCGCAAUGUCGGUUAG